UGUACCGAUAGAGGGCAGUCUGUGUUCCUUUACGUGCCUGUAAGCUUCUUUUAAGUAGCAUUGCAUCAUCAACAUGACGUAUCGAAACUGUGUUUUACCGUGACACGCAUGAUAAAUUAUUAGUAACAAAAGUCUCAAUUGUGCAGCUUUUAUGGUGAUACGAAAUCAAGAAUUUAGACUAUUUGUAUGGAAUAUAAAAAAUGGCACCCAAAAAUAAAGAAAAUAACACAUCUGGAAAUAAGAAAAAAAGACAAAUUUCUGAAGAAGAAGAUGAUGAAGAUUAUCGACGGCGCAGAGACAGAAAUAAUCAAGCUGUAAAGCGUUCUAGAGUUAAAAGUAAAUUACGUACACAACAAACGUUAGAACGUGUAAAUCAGUUAAAAACAGAGAAUGAAUUACUUGAGGAAAAAAUUAAGAUGCUUACAAAAGAAUUAGGAUUUUUGAAAGACCUUUUCCUUGCACAUGCAGGUUCUAGCCAACAUUCUGUAAGUUUUCAAGAUGUAGACUUAAAUGCUCUUUUGGCUGAAGACACAAAACCCGUGGAACAGGUGAAAGAGACAUCUAAGCCAUAGGUCAGAAUAAAUUCCACGUGAAACAAGUAACGUGGUAUUGAUCAGAUCUGAGAUGAAGAUGCACUUUGGUUCGUCUAUUUCUAAUAAAAUGUCAGACUUCUUGGAAAGAUGUCUGCUUAUAAUCGACUUUUAAUGAAUUUGAAAUGCAUGAUAUCUUAGUGUAUGCAGGCCUUUGCAUGUGAAAUUCAUUAUUAUUGAAAUCUCAAACACCAAAUAAGACAAGCAACAAAAUUUAAAGACUAAAAAAUUGACAACGCAUGUAGAGAUCAAAAUUACUGUCAAUGGAGGAAAUAAUAUGUUACAUGAAGAAACAUACUGUAUUUGCAAAAAAA
This is a messenger RNA of Bombus impatiens (common eastern bumble bee), 904 nucleotides long. RefSeq names its product CCAAT/enhancer-binding protein gamma (gene Irbp18). The transcript is spliced from 4 exons. Gene Ontology annotation, biological process: DNA-templated transcription; regulation of transcription by RNA polymerase II. The record is from RefSeq and is a predicted model, not a curated record. Bases 201 to 572 code for a protein of 123 amino acids. Gene Ontology annotation, molecular function: RNA polymerase II cis-regulatory region sequence-specific DNA binding; DNA-binding transcription factor activity, RNA polymerase II-specific. NCBI's taxonomy places the organism in Eukaryota, Metazoa, Arthropoda, Insecta, Hymenoptera, Apidae.